Molecule: messenger RNA, 10073 nt
Organism: Ruditapes philippinarum (Manila clam)
Lineage: Eukaryota; Metazoa; Mollusca; Bivalvia; Venerida; Veneridae
Product: myosin heavy chain, non-muscle-like
Exons: 40
Coding region: 231-6125 (1964 amino acids)
Cellular component (GO): myosin complex
Molecular function (GO): actin filament binding; cytoskeletal motor activity; ATP binding
Source: RefSeq, a predicted model, not a curated record
UGUCACGUGAUUCACUACUAUCAAAUCAUUCAAAGGCGGGCGUCGGCCCGGGUAUAACUUGGAAGUAUAGAAAGUUUGACAGAAAUUACGGAAUAUACUUAAUAUUCAAUAUAACAGUUGUUUUGAGGAAUUAUUUGCAUAUAUUGACACGUGGAUACAUUAAUUUUUAUUCUCAGCGUACGAAGUUACCUCACUUUGAAAUUUAGGUGACCAGUUUGGGUAUUUUCAAAAUGGCGGCUGGUGAUGAUCCUUUUGGUAGUUCGGGCGUGAGUGCCCAAGAAAUGAAGUAUUUGAUGGUAGACAAGAAUGUAAUCAAUGACCCGAUGAUGCAGGCUGAAUGGGCAUCCAAAAAGCUUAUCUGGGUACCCCAUGAAACGCAUGGAUUUGUUGCUUCUUGCAUAAAGGCGGAAGUUGGUGACGAAAUUGAGGUCCAGAUAGAAGAGUCAGGAAAGAGAAUGAGGUUUCACAGGGAUGAUUGUCAAAAGAUGAAUCCCCCGAAGUUUGCAAAAGUUGAAGAUAUGGCAGAACUUACUUGUUUAAAUGAGGCCUCUGUCCUCCAUAAUUUGAAAGAUCGUUAUUAUUCUGGCCUGAUUUAUACUUACUCUGGAUUGUUUUGUGUAGUAGUAAAUCCUUACAAAAGAUUGCCCAUCUACACAGAAAAAGUUAUAGAACUAUAUAAAGGCAAAAAACGUCAUGAAGUGCCACCCCAUGUGUUUGCCAUCACAGAUAAUGCAUACAGGAGUAUGCUGCAAGAUAGAGAAGAUCAAUCCAUCCUUUGCACAGGUGAAUCUGGUGCCGGUAAAACUGAGAAUACAAAGAAAGUCAUCCAAUAUCUUGCUUUUGUAGCGGCCUCAUCACGCACCCAGCGUACCUCUGUCUCUAAUGUUCAUAUUCAGCAAAACACGUUUACUUUUAACAGAGAGAUCAACCUUGGAGAACUCGAGAAUCAGCUAUUACAGGCCAACCCGAUCUUGGAAGCUUUCGGUAAUGCUAAAACUAUCAAGAAUGACAACUCUUCAAGAUUUGGUAAAUUCAUCCGAAUCAAUUUUGACACAUCUGGUUAUAUAUCUGGGGCCAAUAUAGAAACAUAUUUACUAGAGAAGUCUCGAGCUAUAAGACAGACAGACCAGGAAAGAUGUUUCCACAUUUUCUACCAAUUCCUUCAGGGGGCCACACCUGCUCAGAGAAAGGAGUUUUUGCUGGAUGAUAUUGGCAAUUAUAGAUACUUGACCAAGGGCCACAUGGCAGUGGCUGGAGUUGAUGAUGCAGCAGAAUUCCGCUUUACUAUUGAGGCCAUGAACAUUAUGGGAAUUAAUCCAGAAGAACAAUCAGCUCUACUAAGAGUGAUGUCAUCUGUGCUGCUUUUUGGCAACAUGAAGUUCCAACAGGACAGGAAAUCUGACCAGGCUACCCUUCCAGAUAAUACAGUGGCACAGAAGGCUUGCCAUUUGUUAGGGCUUCCAGUAACUGCAGUUACACAAGCAUUCCUUCGUCCCAGAAUCAAGGUUGGCAGGGACUUUGUAACCAAGGCUCAAACCAAGGAACAGGUGGAGUUUGCUGUUGAGGCUAUUUCCAAGGCUUGUUAUGAACGUAUGUUUAAAUGGUUGGUUACAAGGAUCAAUAAAUCUCUCGACAGAACAAAGAGGCAAGGGGCCUCAUUCAUUGGUAUCCUAGAUAUAGCUGGAUUUGAAAUCUUCAAAGCAUGGACAUUCCCUUUUGGGUCAAUCACGUGUAUGAAUUCAUUUGAGCAGCUAUGUAUCAACUAUACAAAUGAGAAGCUACAGCAACUUUUCAACCACACUAUGUUCAUCCUCGAGCAAGAAGAGUACCAGAGAGAAGGCAUUGAGUGGAAGUUUAUUGACUUUGGCCUUGAUCUACAGCCAACAAUUGACCUACUGGAGAAGCCUAUGGGUAUCUUGGCCCUGUUAGAUGAAGAAUGUUGGUUCCCGAAGGCAACAGACAAGACAUUUGUAGACAAGCUGGUAGCACAACAUUCCACACAUCCCAAAUUUGAGAAGCCAGACUUCAGAGCCGAAGCAGACUUUAGUAUGAUCCACUAUGCUGGCAAAGUGGACUACAGUGCAGCCCAGUGGUUGAUGAAGAACAUGGAUCCACUGAAUGAGAACGUAGUCUCUCUACUACAGAGCUCCUCCGAUCCAUUUGUAGCUACUAUAUGGAAAGAUGCCGAGAUUGUGGGUCUUGGUGCUGCUGAUGGUGGAGAUACUAUGUUCGGGGCUCGUACUCGCAAGGGUAUGUUCCGUACAGUCAGUCAGCUUUACAAGGAACAGCUCGCCAAGCUGAUGGCAACCCUGAGGAACACAAAUCCAAACUUCGUUAGAUGUAUCAUUCCAAAUCAUGAAAAGAAGGCUGGUAAGAUAGAUUCACCAUUGGUUUUGGAACAGCUGAGAUGUAAUGGUGUACUUGAAGGUAUCCGUAUUUGUAGGCAGGGCUUCCCUAACAGAAUCCUCUUCCAGGAGUUUAGACAGAGAUAUGAGAUCCUCACACCUAAUGCUAUCCCUAGAGGAUUCAUGGACGGCAAAAAAGCUGUAGAAAAAAUGAUCAAUGCUCUGGAGCUAGACCCUAACCUGUAUCGUGUAGGUCAGAGUAAAAUAUUCUUCCGUGCUGGUGUGUUGGCUCAUUUAGAAGAAGAGAGAGAUCUCAAGUUGACAGAUGUUAUCAUUACGUUCCAGGCAUUAUGUAGAGGCAUGCUUGCCAGAAGGGCAUUCUAUCGCCGAACACAGCAACAGAGUGCAAUCAGGGUUAUACAGAGGAACUGUGCUGCAUAUUUGAAAUUGAGAAACUGGUCAUGGUGGAGGCUUUUCACAAAGGUGAAACCUUUACUGCAAGUGACAGGUCAGGAGGAGAAGGUGCACUCAUUGGAGAACGAGAUGAUGAAGUACAAGGACAACUUUGAGAGACAGAAACAAGAAACAGAUGAGAUGGAACGAAAAUACGCUCAGAUCAUUGAAGAGAAAUCUAUCCUAGCUGAACAACUUCAAGCUGAGACAGAAAUGUGCGCGGAGGCCGAGGAGUCGAGACAACGUCUAGUACAGAAGAAAGAGGAGUUGGAGGACAUCUUACAUGACAUGGAGCUGAGGAUGGAGGAAGAGGAAGAAAAAGUGGCAGCCAUGAUGGACGAAAGAAAGAAAUAUUCCCAAACUAUAAAUGAUUUAGAAGAACAACUUGAGGAAGAAGAAUCUGCUCGUCAAAAAUUACAAUUAGAGAAAGUCUCAGUAGAUGCCAAAAUCAAGAAGCUAGAGGAGGACCUGGCCAUACAGGAUGACUCGAAUCAAAAGCUGAAUAAAGAAAAGAGAAGUUUAGAGGAACGAUUGAAUGAAGUUAGCUCUUCUCUUGUAGAGGAAGAAGAGAAGAGUAAACAAUUAGCUAAAUUGAAGAACAAAUAUGAAUCAAUUAUUGCCGAUUUGGAAGAGAGACUACGCAAAGAGCAGCAAGCAAGACAAGAGUUAGAAAAAAUCAAAAGGCGACUAGAAUCUGAAAUGGCUGAUCUUAAAGAACAGUUGAAUGAGAAGAGACAACAAGUAGAGGAAUUACAGACACAGCUUGCUCGUAGGGAGGAGGAUGUACAGGGUGCCCUACAAAGAGUUGAUGAGGAAGGUAUUGCUAAGUUUACCAUACAGAAACAGAUGAGAGAGAUGCAGAAUCAGCUACAAGAGCUGUCUGAGGAUUUGGAAACAGAAAGAGAAUCAAGGACUAAAGCUGAAAAACAGAAGAAAGAUCUGAAUGAGGAAUUGGAAGCUCUGAAAACAGAGCUUGAGGAUUCCCUGGACACAACAGCAGCUGUCCAGGAUCUCCGAGCAAAGAGGGAAGAUGAGUUGAAAGAUCUUAAAGUAACAAUAGAAAGGAACCAGAAAACUUAUGAAACUCAGGUGGCAGAUAUGCGUAGUAAACAUCAACAGCAGAUGGAGCAAUUUAAUGAAGAAUUGGAAAAUGUUAGGAAGACGAGGGCUCAGAUGGAGAAAACAAAAUCCACACUAGAAGCAGAGAACCAGGAUCUAGCAAAUGAUCUCAAGCAAGUUCAAAUGGCAAAACAAGAAUCGGAAAGAAAACGUAAACAGGCAGAAGCAUCCGUGUCGGAACUCAAUAUAAAAUUAGCUGAAUUAGAGCGCGUGAAGAGCGACCAGGCCGAUAAAGUGUCAAAGAAUGCUUCAGAGCUUGAUUCUUUGUCCACACAGCUCCAGACUUCUGAAACUAAAAAUAUUCAGCUUGCCCAGAAAUUGUCCUCCCUGGAGGCUCAACUUGCAGAUGCACAGGAAAUGGUUCAAGAGGAAACACGCGGUAAACUCGCAGCUCAAGGAAAACUACGGCAAGAAUUGGAGGAGAAAGAAAUGUUGAAGGAGAAGCUAGAGGAAGAUGAAGAUAGCAAACAUCAGCUAGAGAAACAAGUGCAAGAUCUACAACAAAAGAUUAUUGAGGUUAAAAAGAAGGCCGAGGAGGAUGCCAGAAACAAUGAAGCCCUCGAUGAGUACAAGAAGAAGUCCAGCAGAGAAAUGGAGACACUACAGGCACAACUCGAGGAGACCCGUGCAGCUGCCGACCGCCUUGACAAGUCACGCAAGAAGUUGCAAGCUGAAGUGGAUGAUUGCAAUAUGGAGCUGGAGAAACAGAGAUCUAGUGUUCUUAAUGCUGAAAAGAAACAGCGCAAGUUUGACUCCCUUCUUGCUGAGGAGAAGGCCAGCACAGAAAGACUUAUGCAAGAGAAAGAGUUUGCGGAGAAGGAAAGCAGAGAAAAAGAAACUAAGAUUCUUAACUUGCAACGUGAAUUGGAAGAAGUUCGCGAUAGGUAUGAACAGCUAGAGAGACUGAAGGCAUCUCAACAGAGAGAACUUGAAGACUUGUACGCAACUAAGGAUGAUGCCGGCAAAAAUGUACAUGAACUGGAGAAAUUAAAACGCAGCUUGUCAGAGCAAGUAGAAAGUCAGCGUCUACAGAUUGAGGAACUUGAGGAUGAAGUACAAGCCUCUGAAGAUGCCAAGCUGAGAAUGGAAGUGAACAUGCAAGCAAUGAAAGCCCAGUUUGAGAGAGAUCUGGCUGGACGUGACGAUGCUGUUGAAGAAUCCAAGAAGUCUCUUAUUAGACAGCUACGCGAAAUGGAAGCAGAAUUGGAAGAUGAAAGAAAACAAAAGGGCUUGGCAGUUAAUGCCAGGAAGAAGCUUGAAGGAGACAUCAAAGAUUACGAGCAGCAAGUCGAGGGGGCUAAUAGAGUUAAGGAAGAUGCAAUUAAACAAUACAAAAAGAUACAGGCUCAGAUGAAAGACUUUGCCCGGGAAUUGGAUGAAGCUAGACUGGCUAGAGAUGAGAUGCAGGUAACAUUCAAGGAGAAUGAGAAGAGAUUGAAGAAUAUGGAGACGGAGAAUCUAAAACUACAAGAAGACAUUGCAGCUGCUGAGAGAGGUAGACGUAAUGCUGAGGCUGAGAGAGAUGAACUUCAAGAUGAGUUGGGAAGCAAUACCACUGGAAAGUCAGCACUACUGGAUGAGAAACGUAGAUUAGAGGCACAUAUUAGUCAACUAGAAGAUGAACUUGAAGAUGAACAAUCGGCUAAUGCAGAUCUAAUUGAUAAAGCUCGCAAAGCUAAUAUGCAGUUUGAGCAAUGCCAGACCGACUUACAGUCCGAGAGAUCUGUCACACAGAAACUGGAAACACAGCGAAUGCAGCUGGAGAGACAGAACAAGGAGAUAAAGGAAAAACUGUCUGAACUUGAGGGCCAAAUUAGAACACGAACAAAAGCAACUAUUUCUGCCCUUGAAGGCAAGGUUGCCAACCUAGAAGAACAGUUAGAUCUGGAAACUAAAGAAAGAAACACAUUACAGAGAACAGCCCGUCGUUUGGAGAAGAAACUCAAGGAGAUGGCUAUACAGGCCGAGGAUGAAAGACGCCAUGCCGACCAAUACAAAGAACAAGUUGAUAAGAUGAAUGCUCGCGUAAAAGCAUUGAAACGCCAAGUUGAUGAGGCGGAAGAGGAAGUGACCAGAAUGAAUGCUCAGAAACGUAAAAUACAGCGCGAUCUGGACGAUCAAAUUGAACUCAAUGAAUCUGCAUCCAGGGAAAUUUUACAACUUAAGAAAUACAGAGGAGACAGCAGGGUUAUUCCAGAGAAAGAAUAAGUUUAUUGACCAUCUGCACGAUCAAGUACAGCACGAUCAGUUUUGUCGAUGAGUCGAAACACGCCUCUUGAUGAUGAUGAAGAUGACGAAGAGGAAGAUACUGCUAAUAAGACUAACGACACUACUGCUUGAUUACCAUGACAACGGUGAUUGGAUAACGAAAAAACAUUUUUGGGCGUUAUUUUUGUUAUUUUAAUAUUAAUUCGGAGCAAUAAACUUGUAAAUAUAUUAUAUUGCACCAUGUUAAACGUUGAUAGAAAAGCAAGUUUUGUUGAAAUGCUGUUUUCAGUUCUGGUGCAUGGAAAUGUAUUUUAAAAUUUUUGAACUUCUGAAAAAGUUGAAAACGGAAAGAAAAAAAAAUAAAAAAAAAUAUAUGUACAGACUCUUGAAUAAUUAUACCAUGUAUAAUAUACAUGUAUGUGUAUUCUCUUAGCUAAUAAUGUAAACAAGUGAUAAUACUGUACCUAGGUGCCUGUUUAAUUUGUGAUAUAAGCUUAUUAAUAUUUGUGUGAAGGGGAACAACUCUAUGUAUGCAUGUACUUUACUAUGUUAGGAAAUAUUAUAGUGUUGAUUUGUAGCUCAGUUAAUUUUUAGGUCAGGAGAAUUUUCCAGCCACAAACAAAUAAUUCACUUUAAUAUAGUACUCUGAAACGUCUGGUCAGAAAUACUUUAAAUAUAAACUUAAUGACAUCUAUACAUGCUCCCCAUGUUAGUAUUUUUUUAAAUAAAUCUGAAUGACCUUUUAAAGGGGCACUGGAGAUAAAGAUAUUAAAAUACUUGAAUGACAUUGUCAGAUGAAAGAAUUGAUGGAUCUAAUCUGGAUUUGGUUUGCAGUACCCUCGGGGGGUUUUCCUUAUUAACUAGUUAUCCAAAAAUGGAGCAUUUCUUAUUGAACAAUUUAUUUGUUUUAAACUAGUUCUAUAUUAGAAUCCUUCAUUUCCUUGCAUGAAUUGAGAUCUUUUUUCGAUGUUUUUUGAAAUGUUAAACAUUUUAUUCUGUUGAGCUGUUUAGGGUGAUUAUUUGCCCUCCUGUUAGGUGUUAAGGAUGUAAACUACUGCUUAUUAGCAAAAUAUAUCUUAUUUUUGUAUUUUUGUUUUUGUAUUUAUGCAAGCCAAGCUCUUUGUUUUAUUACCAUUUAUAUAAAUUUUUUUGCUUUCAUUUUUAUAAGUUACUGUAAGUUUUGUGCGAAAGGUGAUAAUUGUUCAUUUACUCCCGACGUAUUUCUCCACGAUAUUGUUAAUAACCGAUUAUCAUUUCGAAAGAUGGAUUACAAAAACUUAAGGAUUUUACCAAGCACUUAGAUUAUAACAAUGCGACUGAACUUCAUACUUACCAUUAUAUAUUAAUUUCAUUGGUCACUAGAGAUGAUUUGAUGUAUGUUUCGUUUUUUGUCUUUUGUUUGGAUAAAUAUUAAAUAAUCAGGUACAAUUUUAUCAUAAAUGAAUACACUAGGACACAUUUUUUAAUGUAGUUAAUUAUUUAGCUAAUAUGAUAAAGGCUGUAGCUUAUUAGGAUAGAAGGAUGUUUUUCCCCCUGCAAAAUAUUUACUAGGUCAAAUAGAUCACAGUAUAGAACUAACAUUUUAUCCCUGCUAAUGCAUUCCAUUUAAUUACAAUAUUGAAACUAAUAAUAUUAGUUUUCCACAUAGGUAAUUGAUGAAAUUUGUUUCGUCUUGUUUUGCUCUGAGCAAAUCGCAUGAGUUUCUUGCUUUUUUAUAUGAACGUGAGCGUAGUGUUUUACCUGACUAACAAGGCGCAAUAAGCUUAUGAACUAGUUUGAAAAGCUAUGGCUUUAGUUGUAAUACUGAAUCAAAUUGUUGAAAUAAGUGCAAAAAGUUCAUCAUGGAUGAGCGUCCUUUUGAUCUGGAAUGUGAUAUUGAUAUAAAAGUUCAUUUCACAAAAAUUCGCUAGCAAAAAAGAUUGUUAGAGUGUUAGAUUAUAUAUGAACUAUAUACAAAACAUUCUGUUAAAGAUAUGAAGAAUGAGUUGCUGUUAAGAAUUUGUGAAUGAAGUGAUGUUUAGACUGUCUCUGUUUGUUUAUGAAUAUAGAUCUACGUCAUGAUUAGAUCUACGACAUGAUGAAUAUAGAUCUUUUUCAUGAUGAAUAUAGAUCUACAUCAUGAUGAAUAUAGAUCUUUUUCAUGAUGAAUAUAGAUCUACAUCAUGAUGAAUAUAGAUCUUUUUCAUGAUGAAUAUAGAUCUACAUCAUGAUGAAUAUAGAUCUACAUCAUGAUGAAUAUAGAUCUUUUUCAUGUUACUCAAGUCCUAGUUUUCAUAAGUGUAUCAGAAAAAGAAAACUGGAGAAAAAUUGGAAUAAGCAUAAAGUGUAAAUUUUUUAAAUAAUUUAAUUGAUUGACAGGUGUUUUUUCUGUUGAAUGUAAAAUGAACUUGAUUUAAUAAGUUUUAACAUUAUUAAUUUAUUGAUAAUUUUAAUUAUUUUGAAGUAUAUUUAACAUAAGAACUAAGAUUCUUAUUUUCAAGAUCGUUAUAGGAAUAAAUACUUGAAAUCUUUGAUAAAAUAGUCAUAUUGUCGGCAAGUUUUUUUUUUGUUUCACAGUUUUCUUCCAUUAUAAAGCAUUGGACCUAUUAUUAUAUAUUAUGUAUAUACUGUUAUCUAUAUAUAUAUAUUAUGUUUGCAUUGGCUAUUAGCAAUAUUAAUUUUGUUUAAGGUAAAUAUUAACAUAGGUACUUUAGUUUUCUUUGUAUUUUUAUUUCUAAAUAACUGAACAAUCUCCAGACAUGGAUUACAUUUGUUAGAUAUAAUGUAAAAUUUUCCAGGUAACUUGUGUUCACCCAUAUGAAACCGUGAAAGUGUCAAUCAAUUAUUGUCCGAUAUCAAAUUCUCAAUGUGUAAUCUCAAAACGAACAUAUGCUUAAAGAAGUAUGUUUCACUUGCCAUGCUUUUAGUAUAGAUAGGGCUUAUUAUAUAAUUGGUGUGAUUGAAAUAGGACAAAAAUAGUGCUAUCAUUUUUUUUACAUAUUCAUAAUAUAGUUGACCUUUUGUUUAGAUUUGUUUUUUUGUGUGCUAAAACUGUUAGUUCUAAGUGCCGUAAAGACAAUGAAAAGCAUAAAUUCACAUGAACAUUUUUUCAUAACAUGAUGUUUUAAAUGGUUUCCCAGCUUUGAAUAAACUUACACAUAACAAAAUGGUUGAAUGGCUAACAGUAAGUACAACAUAUCAUUCAUAAUUGAUUCAAAAAUCACGUGGCUCCAUAUGUAGUUUAAAAAAUACUUCCCAUAUAUUGAGAAAAAAAUGGAAUAUUUAAGCAAUUAUACUUAGUUGGAUUUAGUUGAAAAUAACUUCUUCUAAAUAAUGAUUGAGAAAGGGAUGAUUUGAUUGUGCCAAGACUUGCAGUUAUUUGUUCAUUGACUGGUUUAAUUGUUUAUAUUUUGAAGAAUAUAAUUUUUCGUGGUAACUGAACAUUUAUAAUGUUUUGUUUUGUUAUAUUUGCAUGGUUAAUAUACUCACGUCAAGCAUAUCAAAUUUCUUUACAUGAAAUCUGCCUUACUCUUGUAUAUUGAAAAAGAGGAUAAGUUUUAUAACUAUUGUCUCCUGUACAAUACUAUAAACGCCACUUCUGAAGCUGUGGAUGUUCAACUGGUCAAUUACCAUGGUAUUGUAUUUAUAGUACUGAAUAGGCCAUACUAAUUUUGUGACUGUAAAGGCAUUUAUAUGAAUAUAAAUUCAACAUCGGCAGAAGAUGGUGUAGAAAUAAUGUACGAGCCGUCAUCAGUCGUCAUUUAAGACCUUAGCAUUAUUAUUUUCCUUUUAUGAUAACAUUUGUAGUCUUCUUCUAAUUCACAGUUUUAUUUCUUUUUGAAUUUUUUUUCUUGUAUAUUUUUUUCUCUUAUUCUUCACUUUGCUGUAGCUAUUAUAUCCAUGUAUGAACAUUUUGUAAUGGGAACAAAGUAUUUUUAUGAAUCUAUCAUUAAAAAGUUUGAAAGGAAA